This is a messenger RNA of Anguilla anguilla (European eel), 1256 nucleotides long. RefSeq names its product interleukin-1 receptor type 2-like. The record is from RefSeq and is a predicted model, not a curated record. The transcript is spliced from 8 exons. Lineage: Eukaryota; Metazoa; Chordata; Actinopteri; Anguilliformes; Anguillidae. Gene Ontology annotation, molecular function: interleukin-1, type II, blocking receptor activity. Bases 34 to 585 code for a protein of 183 amino acids.
CUCUGCAUCCUACUCGGCCUGUGGACAUCCAGCAUGCAUUGGAUACACACCUCCUCAGGACUUCUCCCUCUGGACCGUAUGCUCAUGGUGACCCUGGUGAGCACCUGCUGUCUCCUGUUCUCCGAGGCCACGUCAGAUGUUACAUCUCCUAAAAUCCUGAGACCGAAGUCACGGAAGAUUAAAGCUUCUCUGGGUGAACCGCUGGUGAUUCCCUGCAAGGCAGACCCGGGGUUUACCGAUGACCUCACUCUCAUCUACUGGCUGGUGAACAGGAGCUUCGUAGAGCACGCAUAUCCAGACGGCAGGAUCAGGGCGGGCCCAGAGGAAACAAAGACGAGAGGCAGCAGAACAUUCAUGCGAAGGGACCUGGUUUUCCAGCAGAUCGCCAGGGAGGAUUUUGAGGCCACCUACAUGUGUGUGGUGACCAACGCAGCUGGGAUUGAUACAAGGGAACUGCGGCUGAAAAGAGUGAACCAAACAUAUAUCUACGGAAGGAAAUGCAAACAUGCUGGAGCGAAAAUAAGAAAAAGAUCGGUUGGUGGAAGACACCAGCAAACCUUCUUGAAAAUAGCUACACCUUCCUGAGCGCGUGAUAUUAAUUACGCUGAUGGACUCAACCCGACUCUCCCGGAACGCCCAGAGGAAGCUUGAGCGAGCGCCACGCGCUACCUUUGCAAUUCUAAUGAGAUGCCGUACAUCAGCCCUGUGACGGGUGUACAUUUCAUUCGCUGUUUAAAUCUGCUGAUAAUAUACAAUAAUAGAGAAGACGUGUGCUGGCCGUGGCGGCUGGCCGGCGAAUGUACAUUCAUUGUCCUUUUAAAAUAUACAAUGUCUUUUGAAGUAGAUGGGAAAAACACAUGCUUGAUUAAAAAAUAUAUACAUAUUGCCUCUUUGUGGUUAAAUGCGCUUACUGUCUGGUAUGACUGAAGCUUCUACAUUCUGAAGAACAACUGCCACACAUUACACUGUUGCUGGUGCACACCGUGGAACUUUUGGAAUGCCAUUUUUGCAGUAAAUCAAGGGGAGUGUAAUAUGUAUUUCCAUGAUUUCCUCAUCUAUCAUCUUAGCUUGUGUUUAAGUGCUCCAGUCCAAGGAUUUCUCCGGUUAUUAUUCUUGAGCCUGAUGGUAAUGAUUACAAAUGAUAUCUACUCCUCUGUUUGGUAUGGUAUCUAUUAAUAGCCAUAGAAUUAUUAGACUGCAAUGCUCUGCUCAGGGGUUUUGUUAAUAAUUAAUCCUGACAAAUAUAUUUUUUCUGC